ACGUUCUCUUUGGAGAAUAAACCACUCCUACAGGCUGACACGCUUUACCAACCUAUCAAACAGGAAGUCUUUGUACAGAAUAAAGAAACACCUAAAAAAAAUCCUAAAGAACUGAAACAACAUAAUGGAGUCUUACAAAUUAACAGAAUCAUCUGGUAAUGAUAAUUUUAACCCUGAAGAGGAAAAAAAAUUAGCUGCUUCCAACCAUCUCUCUGAGCUGCGGCUUAUCCUUUUGGGUUGGCGGUGGCCUGGGAAAAGCCUGACUGGAAACACUAUACUGGGGCGUGAAGAAUUUCGGCUAGAACGAGCAGCUGAAUUCUCUGUAAAGCGUGAUGCAGAGCGGCAUGGUCGCAAGCUUACUGUUGUGGAUACGCCAGGAUGGUUUUCAGCUCAGACCACUCCAACAGCUUAUCAAAAGGAGAUGGCUCGUAGCCCGUGUAUGUGCCCACCGGGGCCACAUGCUUUCCUGCUUGUCGUGCCUGUAGGCAUGUUCACAGAAAUGGACCGAGCAAGAAUCGAGGAGAACUUGGUGGUGUUUGGUGAGGCCGUGUGGAGGCACACCAUGGUGGUGUUUACAUGGGCUGAGGUGCUGAAGAACAUGCCAAUUGAGAGACACAUCCGGCGCCAGGGUAGUGCACUGCAGUGGGUGCUGGACAAGUGCAAGAAAAGAUACCAUGUCAUUAACAAUGACACAUUCGGAGAGCAUACACAGGUCCCCCAGCUGAUUAAAAAGUUGGAAGAGAUGGUAACUGAGGAGGGCGGGCACUUCAUACCCAUGAAAGAGGAAGCAAAAGUCCAGUAUCAGGAUUCAGCUGAAGCUAUUGAUGAAAACUCAAACCCAAAAGAGGUGAAAGAGAAGCGUGAGCUUGGAGCUCGGCCCAAAGAGAACUGUUCUUUCAGCUCACUGCAGACUGUUGAGAGUCCCUAAAGUAAGAUUUGAUUUAAGGAGCAUCUGAUUGAAAGAUGGGAACCGGAGAGUGAAUUUGUGCUGCUUUAUUACAUUCCUUGUUCUGAUGUGAUUUAUCUUUUAUUUAGUGAAUAUCUGCAGCUACAGGAAAUAACUAUUUAUUUACCUAAAAACAUGAAGUGACACAGUGGUGUAGUUUUUUUUGUUGUUGUGAGUAUACUGUGAUUCCCCCCCCCCCCUCCCAGCCUCAUACACACCCAUCCUAGAGCGACACCCCAUAGGUACCACCACACUCACUGAUGCAUAAAAUAUGC
Molecule: messenger RNA, 1221 nt
Organism: Tachysurus fulvidraco (yellow catfish)
Lineage: Eukaryota; Metazoa; Chordata; Actinopteri; Siluriformes; Bagridae
Gene: gimapl
Product: GTPase IMAP family member 4
Exons: 3
Coding region: 125-928 (267 amino acids)
Molecular function (GO): GTP binding
Source: RefSeq, a predicted model, not a curated record